Molecule: messenger RNA, 4224 nt
Organism: Puntigrus tetrazona (Sumatra barb)
Lineage: Eukaryota; Metazoa; Chordata; Actinopteri; Cypriniformes; Cyprinidae
Gene: capn3a
Product: calpain 3a, (p94)
Exons: 21
Coding region: 839-3016 (725 amino acids)
Biological process (GO): proteolysis; negative regulation of apoptotic process
Cellular component (GO): cytoplasm
Molecular function (GO): calcium ion binding; calcium-dependent cysteine-type endopeptidase activity
Source: RefSeq, a predicted model, not a curated record
UAGUAAAAAAAGUCUCUUCAAAAGUAAUAAAAGAAAACUUGAGCGCCAAAUCGGCAUAUUAAAGGGAUUUCCAGAUUAUUGUGUGACUAAAGACAUUGAAAAUUCUGCUUUUCCUUCACAGGAAUAAAUUAUAUUUUAAAGUAGGAAAGCUAUUUUUUUGAUUCAGUGUUUCACAAUAUAACUAUUUUACUGUAAAACUCUUCCUUCAAUCAGAACGAAAGACAUUUGAAAAAAUGACCCCAGACUUUUAAACACUGUUGUGUGAUACAGCUGAACGAUUGUGAAUGCAAAAUGGAGUUAUUAAUUAUCCGCAUCGAUAAAGUGACAUAAUAUAGGCAGUUUUGUGAAGUUAGGUCAAGCCUGCCGUUGUUGUGCUGAGAGUGCUUAAUGCUGAACUCUAUUGAGAACAGGUUUAAAGGUUGUGAAUGCCUUCUGCUGAGGCAGGCCAUCUCACUGGCCUCUCUUUGCGGGGCUGCUCUCCUUUGUCACCCUACAAUGGUGGCACGAGAGCGCAACUGUCGCCCAAUACACAUUGUUCAUCAGCCAAUGGGAGCGAUCCAAAGAGAAGACUCUAGCAGUUUGUGUAUGCAUGCAGGUGUGUUUGUGUGUACGUGUUUGUGCGCGUAAAAGGAGUGUGUUCACACGUUGUCUUUUUCUUCUUACCCUGGUUUGUAGUCCCCGACCGCAUGAAAGGUGCGUCAUUUAGCAGCGCAGCCAAUCAGAGGUCAGCUGUUUGAAUUUAUGCCAGGGAUUUUUUUGGCUUGUGUGACUUAAGUUGUGGUGGCAAAAGCCGGUAUUUUCAAUCCCCAAAAAAACACUGUCCCAGACAAGAGACGAGAUGCCCUAUACGCCAUCCGGGUUUUUUUGCGACCGGUUAAUCCGCGAAAGAGAGAGGAGAGACGGCGAAGGAUCCCUGAGCAAACCCAUUCGUUUCAGUGGCCAGGACUACAACGUCCUCAAGCAGGAGUAUCUCCAGAAGAAGGCCCUUUUUGAGGAUGAAUCCUUCCCCGCCACUGUGGACUCCCUUGGCUUCAAAGAGCUGGGACACAAGUCCAACAAAGUCAAGAACAUUGUCUGGAAGCGUCCCAAGGAGAUAUGUGAUAACCCACAGUUCAUUGUCGGAGGGGCUAGCAGGACAGAUAUCUGCCAGGGAGACCUGGGAGACUGCUGGUUGCUGGCGGCCAUCGCAUCCUUGACUCUGAACGACAAGCUGCUGUAUCGUAUCGUACCUCAAGAGCAGAGCUUCUCCGAAGGCUACGCUGGAAUUUUCCAUUUCCAGUUCUGGCAUUAUGGAGACUGGGUGGAUGUCGUCGUCGACGACCGCAUUCCCACCUUCAACAACCAGCUGGUGUUCACCAAAUCCGCUGAAAGAAAUGAAUUCUGGAGCGCUCUGCUGGAAAAAGCUUACGCUAAGCUGCACGGUUCCUACGAGGCUCUUAAAGGAGGAAACACUGCUGAGGCCAUGGAGGACUUCACCGGUGGAGUGACUGAAUUCUAUGAGAUGAAGGAGGCCCCUAAAGAGCUGUACAAGAUCAUGAAGAAAGCUCUGGAGAGAGGCUCCCUCAUGGGCUGCUCCAUUGACUCCCUGGUUCCAGCCCGUUUUGAAACUCGUACUACAACAGGACUUGUGAAGGGUCAUGCCUACUCUGUUACUGCUGUAGAGGAGUGUAAACAGUCCCAGCAGAAGGAGUCUAAAGUCCGUCUGGUGCGUCUGCGUAACCCUUGGGGUCAGGUAGAGUGGAAUGGACCUUGGAGCGAUAAUUCAAAAGAGUGGGAAACUCUCUCCAAAGGGGAAAAAGAGAAACUUCAGCAGCAGAAUGCUGAAGAUGGAGAAUUCUGGAUGUCAUUUGACGAUUUUAAGAAAAAUUACACUAAAAUUGAGAUUUGCAACCUGACCCCUGAUGCUCUGGAGGACGAUAAGUUACACAAAUGGACAGUGUCUGUUAAUGAGGGACGCUGGGUAAGAGGAUGCUCCGCUGGAGGAUGCAGGAAUUAUCCAGACACAUUCUGGACAAAUCCACAGUACCGCCUGCGUCUCUUGGAGGAAGAUGAUGACCCGGAGGAUGAUGAGGUGGCUUGCACUUUUGUUGUCGCUCUAAUGCAGAAAAACAGGCGUAGAGAAUGCAAGCUGGGUGCAAAUCUCUUCACUAUCGGGUUUUCCAUCUACGAGGUUCCAAAGGAGAUGCACGGAAACAAGCAGCACAUGCAGAAGGAGUUCUUCAUGUCCAGCACCUCUAAGGCUCGUUCCAGGGCCUACAUCAACCUGCGCCAAGUGACCCAGCGUUUCCGCCUGAGCCCCGGGGAGUACGUCAUCGUCCCCUCCACCUACGAGCCGCACCAGGAAGGCGAGUUCAUCCUCCGCGUCUUCUCUGAAAAGAGAAAUACCUCUGAGGAGAUAGAGAACAGGAUUGAAGCUGAUCAUCCAGUGCCGGCUCCGGCUUCGACUGGGGAAGAGAGCGAGGAGGACCAGCAGUUCCUGUCUAUUUUCCAGCAGAUCGCGGGGGACGUGAGUACUGGGGAGCCACUGAGCGCUGGGGGGAGUCAAAUGGAGAUCUCAGCCAAUGAACUCAAAGAUGUAUUGAACAAGGUGGUGUCCAAACUCAAGGACAUACACACCGAGGGCUUCAGUCGAGAGAGCUGUAGAAGUAUGAUUGCCCUCAUGGAUAUGGAUGGAAAAGGAAGAAUCAAUCUACAAGAGUUCAGACACCUGUGGAACAAAAUCAAACAGUGGCAGGAAAUCUUUAAGCGCUACGACUUCGAUCACACCGGCACUAUCAGCAGCUACGAGAUGAGGAACGCCAUCAAUGAUGCAGGGUUCCGUCUGAAUAACCAGCUCUAUGACAUUAUCACCAUGCGCUACGCCAACGAAAGCAUGAACGUCGACUUUGACAGUUUCGUCAGCUGCCUUGUGCGACUGGAGGGGAUGUUCAGAGCAUUCCAGGCCUUUGACCAAGGUGGAGAUGGCACCAUCAGGCUUAACGUACUGGAGUGGCUUCAGCUGACCAUGUACGCGUAGACCAGCUACGGAUCCAGGUGAGCCCAGACUCGGCAAGGACCAGAACUACCAGCUCUUACCUCAUCACUCAAUGUGCCAGACUACUGUUACCUCUUUCUCUGUACCUCAGCCCACACUGAACACCAGCUCUGGAAACUUCACACACAAUUACUCCUCCUCUUCAGUUUAGUUUCAUAUGGGACGGCGAGAAGGGUGAAAUGAGUGUUAGCGUCACUGAUCGACGUCAUAUUUUUCAGUCAGACUGCAGAGGAAAGAUUUUUGGGGGCGUAGCAGCUUUAGAGGCACGUUUUCUGUUGUAAUUCAUUCCUCAAAGUAACUUUUCACAUGAACUUCAUUCAGUUUGUCAAGACCGGUGUUACAGGCAGCAUUUCUCUUUUACCUCAAAAGAUGCUAGUGUUUCUGAUUUCCUUUUGCAGUAUUACGAUGGACCUAAUUUGUAAUAUAGUUACAUAGAAUAAUGAAAACUACUUGAAAUCUGGUCUGACCAUUCACACUGAAACUCAAUCCAGAUUUCACACCACAUAUAGAUCGGGUUUGCGAAACUAGAAACAAACCUCAUUUGGAAACUCAUUAUCAUUCUAUCACUCUUUCAGAUUCUUAAAAAAAACACUUUAUCCAGAUAUACACUUCAUUCAUCCCAGCCUCCCAUUUUGAUUUUGUAAAAGCAAAAUCCAUUAAAAAAAGCUUGCAUAAGCUUUACCUUAUCGCUUUCAAAUCCUGGUUGUUUGUGAGACAUUUAUGUUUGUAAGUUAACAUGAAGAACCAGGUAAGGAAAAAGAAUAUAGAGGAGAAUCAUCAGGAAACAUCUCAAGAUUUCAUGAUGGACGGCGACAUUCAGGGUUUUUAUUUCAUUACUGUGGAUGUAGACCCGGGUCGAAACUAGGCUUUUUAUUUUUAGUUUUUUUGUGCUUGACCCACAUUUAACCUUUUGUUCAAAUGAGUGUACCGACUUCAGCCGUUUACCAAAAUAAAUGUGUAGUUCUUGGUUGAAGUGCUUUCCCACGAGGAAAAGGCCUAAUUAUUCUCACGAGCAUAAGUGGCGAUUACAAAAUAAAAUAAAUGGAGAAUUUUCUUCUUUUUAAAGGGUCUGUAAAAGCUUUAUAAUAUAUACAGUGUAUUUCAAUAAUUAAUAAAACAAAAGUAAAAAAGUCUUAGCAUUUAAUAACCACGUAAUGUUAUAUUGUAGAAAAAGACAUUAAACAUAUAUA